Dama dama (fallow deer) is the source of this 1613-nucleotide messenger RNA. It is a transcript of the gene KCTD4, whose product is annotated as potassium channel tetramerization domain containing 4. The coding region runs from base 834 to 1613 and encodes 259 amino acids. Gene Ontology annotation, biological process: protein homooligomerization. Gene Ontology annotation, molecular function: protein binding. Lineage: Eukaryota; Metazoa; Chordata; Mammalia; Artiodactyla; Cervidae. The transcript has a single exon. The record is from RefSeq and is a predicted model, not a curated record.
CUUAUGGAUUUUCCAUAGGAAAUCUUAACCAAAAAAAAAAUAAAAUAAAUACUGUAAAGCCUGUAUAUUUUUGACUUUUUUAAUUGUAGGGUAAAAAGCCAACAUAACAGAACCUUUUGUUGAAAGACAUGAAGAAAAUUUCUUCUCACUUACUGAUUCCCCAAAUCAGAUUCUGAUUCCCCAAAUCAGAAUCACAAGCAAAUCCAAUUAAACUUAAGUACAAUGUCACAAAUAAUGGGUUUAAGUAUUCUCAUUUGUGUUUCUAAAAUGACAACACCACUGUGAAAUGUGUGGCUUUUUACAGGAGAGAAAAUUCCAUACACCUAGGUCCUUUCUCUUUGGCUUUCCUACUUAUAAUUUACUUUAAAAUAUGACAGCAAUUCCACACAUAUAUAUCUCUGAAAGGUGAUGGUAUUGUUGAGUAUUAAGCCUGCCUGAUUAAUAACUUCAUUUUGACACUGAGAAGUGAAUAAAAAUUCACACUUAGCUGGAGAAUUAAAUAUAUAUAACUGCUUAACUGCCCGCAGGAAAUUCAAUUCACUGAGUAACUUUUAUUUAUGUCUAAGAAUAUCUAUGAAAACCUUUUCACAGCAGGUUCCUUCCCUGAUACGGUUAAAUGCAAAUUAUCUCUUUUCCCUCUUACUCCAGAAAGCUCCUGCAUACAUAGCUGAUACGCCACCUACUGCAAAACCGAGCUGACAGCGCAGGCGAUGCUGCCAGCGUUUCCAUUCCAUCACCAGGCUGGGGCUGAAUAAAGGCGUGUUUGUGUGGUAGUGUUUCUUUUUUAAAAAUCUCAACGCCAAGAACAAGAAGCUGAAAUAGCGUGUUCAAAAAUGGAGCGUAAAAUAAACAGAAGGGAAAAAGAAAAGGACUAUGAAGGGAAACACAACAGCCUGGAAGAUGCUGACCAGGGAAAGAACUGCAAAUCCACUCUGAUGACCCUCAACGUUGGUGGAUACUUAUACAUCACUCAGAAACAAACACUGACCAAGUACCCAGACACUUUCCUUGAAGGUAUAGUCAACGGAAAAAUUCUCUGCCCGUUUGAUGCUGAUGGUCAUUAUUUCAUAGACAGGGAUGGGCUCCUCUUCAGGCAUGUUCUAAACUUCCUACGAAAUGGAGAACUUCUACUGCCAGAAGGGUUUCGAGAAAAUCAACUUCUUGCACAAGAAGCAGAAUUCUUUCAGCUCAAGGGACUGGCGGAGGAAGUGAAGUCCAGGUGGGAAAAAGAACAGCUGACACCCAGGGAGACCACUUUCUUGGAAAUAACAGAUAACCAUGAUCGCUCACAAGGACUGAGAAUCUUCUGUAAUGCUCCGGAUUUCAUAUCAAAAAUAAAAUCUCGCAUUGUCCUGGUGUCCAAAAGCAGGCUGGAUGGCUUUCCUGAGGAGUUUUCGAUAUCGUCAAAUAUCAUUCAGUUUAAAUAUUUCAUAAAGUCUGAAAAUGGCACUCGACUUGUACUGAAGGAAGACAACACCUUUGUCUGCACCUUGGAAACUCUUAAGUUUGAGGCCAUAAUGAUGGCCUUAAAGUGUGGUUUUAGACUGCUGACAAGCCUGGACUGCUCCAAAGGGUCAAUUGUUCACAGCGAUGCACUUCAUUUUAUCAAGUAA